AUGCAGAGCGCAGUUGGACUCCUCCUCUCGUCUGCUCCAUCUCCCGCACUCACUUUAACGUCACCGACGAAAGCAUCGUCGUCAUCUUUUGAGACGAAGAAGAUGACGACGCGCGCUUUUCUUUCCUCCGCCGCGCGACGUUUAAGAAAAAGAAGAACGAUUAUUUCUUUGUCCACUCGUGGGGGUGCGCCGUCAGCCGCCGGGGCGAUAACCUCCUCCCCGUGUUCGUAUUCUUACGCGCACGUGAGGAUGAGAAAAGAUGCGACGACGACGACGACGACAACGAAACGAUGCUUUGGCACGACGAGCUUUUCCUCCUCCUCGACGAGAAGUAAAGCGAUCUUGUCCAGCACGGACGACGACGUCGUGCCGGAGAACAUCGAUUUGCAAUUACCGGCGGAUAUGCCCGAGUUCGACGACGAUUACGAAGAGAUUGUGGCAAAAGUGGAUAAAUUGUUCGUCAAGUCGUCCUCGUCGUCUUCGGCUUCUUUAUCCGGUGCUGAAGUCGAAAACGACGACGAAGAGGACGCAGACGAUGCAGACGAGGAGGAAGACUUCGUCGUUGACUCCGACGACGAGGAGGAUGAAGAGGAUGAAGACGUCUUGGUGGCAGAAAUCGACGAGAAAACGAUUAAAGUCUCCGUGGACGCCGACCCGACGUCCAUCAACAACUUCAACUUACACCCGAUCACAAUCGCCGCUUUGAAGAAGAAAGGGAUUGAAACGUUGUUUCCGAUUCAAGUGGCCGCGUUGGAACCGGCGCAGAGUGGGAGAGAUGUCGUGGCGCGAGCAAAGACUGGGACGGGGAAGACGCUGGCGUUUUCUUUGCCAAUCGUGGAGAAGUUUUUGAGAGAAGACGAGGAAGAAAAUAAUCGAGGCGAUGAGGACGGGGAAGGAACGAGGAGGAGAGGGUCGAGAGAUAAAAGACCGCGGUGUAUCGUGCUCGCGCCGACGAGAGAAUUGGCGCAGCAAGUCGAGAGAGAGAUUUAUUCGUUGGCGCCGUCGUUUGAGACGUUGACCGUGUACGGAGGCGCGCCGAUUGGGCCGCAAGAGUCCAAGUUACGCCGAGGCGUCGAUUUCGUCGUCGGUACGCCGGGGAGAGUGAUGGAUUUGUUGAAUCGAGGUACGCUCGAUCUUUCUCGAGUGCAACACGUCGUUUUAGAUGAAGCAGAUCAAAUGCUCGCGGUUGGAUUCGAGGAAGACGUGGAGACGAUUUUGGAAGACGUGCCGAAGAACAGGCAAACGUUUUUGUUCAGCGCGACUAUGCCGCACUGGGUGAAGAAGUUGCAACAGAAAUUCUUGGUGGACCAGGUGAAUAUUGAUUUAGUCGGAGAAGAUACCGGGAAGAUUAACAAGGAUAUUGAUUUGAUGUCCUGUUCGGUUGCGUUUCCAUCGAAAUGUGCUGUGUUGAUGGAUUUGGUUACGGUGCACGCAAAAGGCAACAAAACCAUCGUGUUUACGCAAACGAAGCGAGACGCGGACGAAGUCACCGCGUCGUUAGGGAAGAGAGUCUCGACGGAGGUUUUACACGGCGAUAUCGCCCAAGCGCAACGUGAGAGAACUUUGCAACGUUUUCGCCAGGAUAAGUUUUCGGUUCUAGUCGCCACGGAUGUUGCGGCGAGAGGUUUGGACGUCGAUAACGUCGAUUUAGUCGUGCACUACGAACUUCCGAACGAAACUGAAUCGUUCGUACACAGAUGCGGGCGUACCGGGAGAGCCGGAAAGAAAGGGACCGCGAUUGCGUUGCACACGGACAGAGAGUUUUACAGAUUGCGUGACAUAAAACGGUUUACCGGUGCGGACAUUCGAGAAAUUAAUCCUCCGAGUUCCUCGGAAGUCAUGGCUGCUUCGGCUGCCACCGCGGAACACCGAAUUCACGCGGUCGACGAAGAUGUCCUGGAAUUUUUCUUACCCGCGGCAAAAGAUAUGAUUAGAAACGUACAACAAAAGACUACUAACGACGAUGAAGAAACUGAAACCGAAACUGAAGAUGAAACACUGACGUCCCAGGAAGAGAUUGAACGCAGAGCCCAAGAGCUUCUUGCGAGAGCUUUAGCCGCGCUCAGUGGUCACACCGAGGCGCCUCCGCCAAAAUCGUUGCUCACUGGCUCCCCAGGUCAAGUGACAAUGAUUGUUGAAGAUGUCAACGGUGACUUGCCCGCGUUUUCUGCGCGUGAUUUACUCGCCACCCUUGGCGACAAAGACCGCCGACUCUCCUCAGGUGUCGGUAAAAUCACAUUCUUCGCCCGAAACUCUGGGAAAAAUGGCGCCGCUUUCGACGUCUCUUACGAGUUCGCGCAAGAGCUAUUGGAUAUGGGUACUAUCGCUGGCUUUGAAGUCACGAAAGCGACCGUCUUACCGGAGCUCGCGAGAGACUCUGGAGGCCGAGCAGGCGCGUUUGGCGGUGGCGGGAGAGGCGGAGGCCGAGGCGGAAGAGGCCGAGACGGUUUUUCAAGAGGUGGAGGUCGAGGCGGAGGCCGAUUCUCCCGAGAUGGCGGUGGUCGGGGCGGUUUCUCCAGAGAUCGCGGCGGAGGCGGACGCUUCUCUGGCGGUGGCUUUUCGAGAGGCGGCGAUCGAGGCGGCGGCGGCGGAUAUUCCUCCCGAGACGGCGGAGGCUUCGAACGCAGAGAUGGUGGUGGUUUUGAACGCAGAGACCGCGGCGGCGGUGGUGGUUUUGAACGCAGAGACCGUGGCGGCGGCGGCGGUGGCGGUGGAUAUUCCUCCCGAAGCGGAAACAGUAGAGAAGGUGGUUAUUCCUCCGCCGGCUCUCGAUCCGGCGGCGGUGGCGGCGACUGGUCCAUGCAAUAA
Bathycoccus prasinos is the source of this 2808-nucleotide messenger RNA. RefSeq lists its product with no specific name. Gene Ontology annotation, molecular function: RNA binding; ATP binding; helicase activity. Lineage: Eukaryota; Viridiplantae; Chlorophyta; Mamiellophyceae; Mamiellales; Bathycoccaceae. The transcript has a single exon. The coding region runs from base 1 to 2808 and encodes 935 amino acids. The record is from RefSeq and is a predicted model, not a curated record.